UUAUGCAUUUAGUAAGUUUUGAGCAGUAAGUACGAAGCAAUAUUUCUACUCAUUGAGAAGUAAAUUCGAAUGUACCCCACCAUUCAGCCCACCAUCUAGAGACAUUCUCAUUCAUUAGCAUGUGACACAAAGAGCUGUGACGUCACGAGCUUUUUGUCGAAGAAGUAGAGGACGUGUAGUUUCAGGCGAGACGUCUCUAAAAAUCGUCAAUAAUUUGUGAAAUACAGUGAAUGUGAUGCCAGCCGUUACUGCAGAAACUCAUGAUCCAAGAAUGCCAGAGUCACCUAGUGAAGGCACAAAUCAUGCAACUCCAAGACAUGCCACAUCACCUGCAACAUCAAACACAGUUGUAGCUGCUGAAUCAAGAUCUGUUAGUUCAACAUUGUCUCAUAUAAAUGGGAGCCACCCAAGUUCUUUAGCAACAAAUACACCACCAACAGUUGGUAAUGGCCUCAACCAACUUCCUCCUGCUUGUGGUGCAAGGCAACUCAGUAAAUUGAAGCGUUUUCUUACUACGCUACAGCAGUUUGGAUCAGAUAUUUCUCCUGAAAUAGGGGAAAGAGUCAGGGGACUUGUGUUGAAUUUAGUUAACUCUGCUGUCUCCAUUGAAGAAUUUCAUCAACAGCUUCAAGAAGCAACAAACUUUCCUUUGCGGCCCUUUGUUAUUCCUUUCUUGAAGGCCAAUUUACCUCUCUUGCAAAGAGAGUUACUUGAAUGUUCACAAAUGUCAAAACAAACUACUCAUCAGUAUCUUCAUAAUCAACAUGGGCAACUUCUUGAAGAACACGAUGUAUUACCAUCUGAACAAAUUGAAAAUAAUGCUUCUGAAUUCAAUGAAAAUAACAAAAGAAAGUCUUGUGAUAAUAAUAGUAUAUCUAAGGAAAAUGGCACUGACUUAGUGUCUGUUAUGGAUUCUAUUGAAAAGCUUGCACCUCCAAAGAGGCAAUGUUUAAGUGCAAGUAGUACUGAAAGUACCACUGAAUCCUUUUCUAAAACUGCUCCUAGGGCUGAGUUUUUUGCUCAAGGAAGUCGCGACAGUGAAGUUGCAUCUCAUGAUCCUUUUGUUGAUCCAAAAAUACCUAAUGAUGUUGAUGACUGGCGUCAUGUUGAAACUAUGCUGCAAUGCAUUCUGGGCAUGGUGGAGAAAACCAAGCGUGCCAUCACAGUUUUGCAACAACGAAAUAUUCAAGAUCGCGAUGAGCUCAUGUCAUGGGCCAGAAAGACUGCAGAAGAGGCUGAACAAGACGUAAAGAGACGCGCAAAUGAUCUUGUCUCCAAGACAAUCAAACAAACGGAAGAACGAGUUUCUGAAGUUAAACGUCGUGCUGAGGAAGCCGUAAAUGAUGUUAAACGUCAGGCUGUUGUUGAACUUCAAAAAGCCGUUAGAGCUGCCGAGGAAAAGGCCAAUGAAGCUGUCGGACAGACACAAAAUAAAGUUGAUAAGGCUGUAAUGGAAGCGAGACGUCAAGCAAUUGAAGAGACAUUGACAAUGAUGAACAGACAGUCAGAAUCCAGUGAGAGUUGUUGGAACUGUGGUCGCAAAGCAAAUGAAACAUGCAGUGGAUGUAAUCUUGCACGUUAUUGUGGAUCAUUUUGUCAACUUAAGGAUUGGGAUAACCAUCACGAUGUUUGUGGUCAACAGCUUAACAAGACUUCAGAUGAUGUGAAAAAAUCAUCAAAUACUUUAGGAAAAGAAUCCAGAUUCACUCCAAGUCCUGCAUUGAAUCGUACUAAAGUUGCAUCAUCUCCUAGCAAUACAAAUGAUCCGAUAACAUCUCUCAGUGAUUACGUGAGGAAAACACCAUCAACGUGAAGAAAUUUUCAUGAUUUUAACAACAAUACUAGCUAAGUCUGUUCUAUAUUGCUUUGAGAAGAACCCGUAUGCACUGGUAAUUUUUUACUCAACUCUUGUUCUGAGGUGGAAAGUAAUUAUUUAGAACAUUAGAUGGGAGGUAAGGAGUUUUUGUAAAAUAAUUGUGUUGAUUUAGCUCAGAUAACUCGAUCCAAGAUCAAACAUGUUUGGUAGAGAUUACCGCUCAACAAACAACGUAUGUUGUGAAUUGUAUAUUGAGGACACACGACCUAUGUCGCAUUCGUCAAUGAGAGGGACGAAGGAAACAAAGUAAAGACCUUUUAAGGAUGUAACUCCUAAUUAUGUCGCAUUUAGCUUUUAAAAUAAUUUUUGUUAAACCGUAAAAAGCAUUAUUACAUGCGUAAUUUUAUUCUUCA
Molecule: messenger RNA, 2229 nt
Organism: Xenia sp. Carnegie-2017
Lineage: Eukaryota; Metazoa; Cnidaria; Anthozoa; Malacalcyonacea; Xeniidae
Product: protein CBFA2T1-like
Exons: 10
Coding region: 236-1813 (525 amino acids)
Biological process (GO): negative regulation of DNA-templated transcription; DNA-templated transcription
Cellular component (GO): nucleus
Molecular function (GO): transcription corepressor activity
Source: RefSeq, a predicted model, not a curated record